UGUAGAACAUGAGGAACUUGACAGUGUAGAACAUGAGGAACUUGACAGUGUAGAACAUGAGGAACAUGGCAGUGUAGAACAUGAGGAACUUGGCAGUGUAGAACAUGAGGAACAUGACAGUGUAGAACAUGAGGAACUUGACAGUGUAGAACAUGAGGAACAUGGCAGUGUAGAACAUGAGGAACUUGGCAGUGUAGAACAUGAGGAACAUGACAGUGUAGAAUAUGAGGAACAUGACAGUGUGGAAUAUGAGGAACAUGACAGUGUGGAAUAUGAGGAACAUGACAGUGAAGAACAUGAGGAACAUGACAGUGUAGAACAUGAGGAACAUGACAGUGUAGAACAUGAGGAACUUGACAGUGUAGAACAUGAGGAACAUGGCAGUGUAGAAUAUGAGGAACUUGACAGUGUAGAAUAUGAGGAACUUGACAGUGUAGAACAUGAGGAACUUGACAGUGUAGAAUAUGAGGAACUUGACAGUGUAGAACAUGAGGAACUUGACAGUGUAGAACAUGAGGAACAUGGCAGUGUAGAACAUGAGGAACUUGACAGUGUAGAAUAUGAGGAACUUGACAGUGUAGAACAUGAGGAACAUGAUAGUGUAGAAUAUGAGGAACUUGACAGUGAAGAACAUGAGGAACUUGACAGUGAAGAACAUGAGGAACAUGACAGUGUAGAACAUGAGGAACUUGACAGUGUAGAACAUGAGGAACAUGACAGUGUAGAACAUGAGGAACACAACAGCGUAGAACAUGACAGCUAA
This is a messenger RNA of Procambarus clarkii (red swamp crayfish), 763 nucleotides long. NCBI's taxonomy places the organism in Eukaryota, Metazoa, Arthropoda, Malacostraca, Decapoda, Cambaridae. The record is from RefSeq and is a predicted model, not a curated record.